AUGGCUGUCACUGAAUCUGCAACAACGACUACUGCAACAGAGGACUCAUCAGCGGUCCCUGACUCUAUCACAUCUUCGAACCCCACAACUGGUCAAAAGAGAUCUUCAACGGCUGCCGGAAACUCCUCAGGUACAAAUUUUCGUCCCGUAAAACGAAGAGCAUCGAAAGCCUGCCAAUGCUGCCGGGCACGCAAAGUUAGAUGCAAUGUCGUGGAGCAUGGAGCUCCCUGCACUAACUGUAGGUUGGACGAGGUCGAGUGUAUCAUUACUGAAAGCAAACGGAGAAAGAAGUUGUGGGGGACGAAGGUUGAUUCUGCAGGGUCCGCAUCCGAUACCGCCUCUGCUCCAAAAGCCGCACCGGCUGUCGCCACUGCUGCUCUUAGAUCACCAAGCACCUCUCAUCACCCUGAACAGCAUCACCAUUCACCUUCAGCCAUGUCUGUGGAUGGUGGUUCAGAUAGAGAAGGACAUGUUCCUCAUAUGAUUUAUCAAGCUCAAAGUAUGCGAAUGAGUCUCACUGGCCAGGAACGUGAACGCCGGGCGUCAUAUGCAUCCUCUCACGGCUCUGUGCCAUCACUCACAAAUUCCCUCUCUACACAAACCUCCAUGACCUCAACCGGACCACACCGCGUCUUGCGCUCUCCUGGGGCCAUACCUCCAUUUAUAAAGCCCACCCCAACGAGAAUACCCCCAGAGGACUUGGAGUACCUGACGAAGAAGGGGGCCCUGACACUGCCGGCGGAGCCGUUGAGGAGUGAGUUGUUGAAGAGCCAUUUCGACUUUGUGCAUCCAUACAUGCCAUUGUUGAAUCGAAGGGAGUUUUUAGACAUUGUAACUUCAGAAGAUGGGAGUAAGGGGAAGGUCAGCUUAUUACUUUUUCAGGCAGUAAUGUUUACUGGUAGUGCAUUCGUGGAUAUGGACAGCCUCAGAAUUGCCGGGUUUACUACCCGAAAAGCUGCCCGUAAGGCUUUCUUCACAAAAGUCAGGGCGCUAUAUGAUUUUGAUCACGAGCAAGAUCGCAUGUCACUUGUGCAAACUCUCCUACUUAUGACCUAUUGGUACGAAACUCCAGACGACCAAAAAGACACCUGGCAUUGGAUGGGUGUCGCCAUCUCGCUGUGUCACACCAUUGGGCUCCACCGAAACCCCGAAAAUUCGAAUAUGGACCCGAAGCGUAAGAAGUUAUGGAAGCGGAUCUGGUGGAGCUGUUUCAUGCGGGACCGCUUGGUUGCGUUAGGGAUGAGGAGGCCCACUCGGAUAAAGUGCGAGGACUGCGAUGUACCAAUGCUCACCCUUGAUGAUUUUUCGAUCGACAUGGCAUUAGAGGGGGAGGAAGGUGAGGACUCAGUAUUUUGGAGUUAUGAGCAGAGGGAACAGAGGGAGAAGGAGGCGAGAAGGCAGAGAGAGCUGGCGAUUAUGUGCAUUGAGAAAGCAAAGCUUUGUGUAUGCAUCAGUCAGGUCCUGUCGGCACAAUAUUCGGUGCUCAACACCAACCAAGGCAGCCUUGCAGCAGAUGGAAGCACACGAACAACCAUGAUGUUGCUACCUAAAAAGCUAGAUCCGGAAUGCUGUCAAGUUGCUCGAUGCGAUAGCGAGUUGGCAAAGUGGAUUCGGGAGCUACCGGAGGAGGCACGUUACUCGCCAAAUAGAGCCAGCGACAACAUGGAUGACGUCCUCACCCUACAUAGAAAUCUGUUGCAUAUGGUGUACUGCACAACGGUAAGCGCUUUGCAUCGGCCUCAGGUGCUCCCGUCUGCGCCCGCUCCCUGGCCGGCAAAGAACAAUGCCGCCGAGUUACAAGAAGUUUCACGAAGGAAGGUGAGGCAAGCAGCAUCAGAGAUCACUCGUAUGGCCGAGGAAUUGAUUGAGCUUGAUCUUGUUAAAUACUUGCCUACUACUGGAGUUACGGUCAUGCUUCCUGCCGUGAUUAUUCACCUGCUAGAUAUCAAAUCCUCGAAUGCUCUCACCCGCGAACUUUCUCUCGAGGGCUUUGGACUCUGUAUGCAAGUGAUGCAAGGUCUCCGCCAAUCUUACUCAGCUGCCGAUUACGCCACUCACUUCCUCGAAGCCGCCAUUAAGAAAGCCGAUAUUCAAGUUCACGGUCACCGCAAAUUCGGUCACCGCAGACGCGCCCGCCAUAGGAAUGUUACACAACUUGGAACAUCACCAGGAAUAUCUGGCGCGGCUGCUAUCUCAAUUCCCGCGUCUGCACCGCCUAGUAAUGCAGCAUUGACACCUCCACCAGACCUAGAAAGCCUGACGGCGAUGGAUAUGGGCAAGGGUUUAGACGAGAAUGAUUUGCAGUUCAAGUUAGAGAGUUUUUUGCAGGCCCCCCCUUCGCCUUCACAUGAUGCUCCACUGCCCAGUGCUUUCAAUGUUGGAUCAAAUGGGAAUAGCACUCUCCAGGCACCUGCACCUGCUGGAGCAGAAGACCUCUUGUUCUCGGAUUCGACGCCACACCUUUCUAUGCCUGCCGAUGGCGGGGAGGGAACUAAUGAUUUGGAUGCGCUCUUGAACAUGAGAGAGCAGGGCGAUCCGUUCUUGGGGCACUACGAUGAUGCGGGGCUGUCGGGACUGGGCAGUAAGAAUGCAACUGGUGGGAGAGCAUUUGAUUUGAUGGGAGAGUCGAGUAGUUGGCUAGAGGAGGAUAUGUCAAAAUUGUUAGAUGGGGUUGAUUUUGAUAUCGACGAUGUUAUUCAGGUGUUGGAAACGGAAAUUAAUUAA
Messenger RNA from Morchella importuna, 2724 nucleotides. RefSeq lists its product as uncharacterized. The transcript has 7 exons. Gene Ontology annotation, biological process: regulation of DNA-templated transcription; DNA-templated transcription. Bases 1 to 2724 code for a protein of 907 amino acids. NCBI's taxonomy places the organism in Eukaryota, Fungi, Ascomycota, Pezizomycetes, Pezizales, Morchellaceae. The record is from RefSeq and is a predicted model, not a curated record. Gene Ontology annotation, molecular function: DNA-binding transcription factor activity, RNA polymerase II-specific; zinc ion binding; DNA binding.